GUUCUUAGACAGUUCCCGUAUAACGACAAAAUGGCGGUCGCUGUUGUGUAAUGAAAGAAAAAAAACGCUCAUAUUUUCUUUCUUUUAUGUGCUUUACAGCAAUAAUAUCAAGCUAUCAACAAUAUUAGCACAGAGGACAUCAUACAUACUACCAUCAAGAGAAAUUUUAUGGCAUAAAAGUUUGUAAAUUGGGUCAAACUCCAUUUAUGAACUGGUAAUGUUUUGAAAAGAAAAGAAAAACAGAGUGAGAAAGUUCGUGACAUUUGUCUGGCUUGAACAAUGACCAGUCACGUCGUGCUCAAAGAUGACAUAUUCAGGACGGUAGGAUAUUAUCAUUGCAAGAUCUAGAGAAAUAUUCUUGUUUUAGAGAUUCAUUGAAGAACUGUGAAAUUGUACACCAUUUUGGGCUCGUCCCUCUUGUCAGACUAGAACAGUGUUUUUGGUGUUAAGCAUCUCGUGAGAUGCACGAGCCACUUGCCGAAGUUCUCUUAGAAAAGCUUUGCACGGCUGUUCAAAAGGUUCAGGAAGAGUUUGCGUUAGGACAAGGAAUUAUUAAAAAUGGAGAGGCAGUCAAUCAACUCUGUCAAAGUGUUGAUGGCAUCUUUAGUCAUGGUCUAAAGGAAGGGAUUCUCAGCUGGGCUUCAGGUACAGAGACAACCUACUGGCCACUAGUUGUGAAAAUCACCUAUAAAGAAGUCAUUCAAGAUAUUGAAAGACGCACAUCACUCAAGAAUGACAGGGAAAGAUGUCAAGUGUGGCUACGUGUCGCUGCACAAGAAAAUUCUUUAGGAAGUUACCUCAAUAUUGUCACUCAAGAUGACAAAUUGCUCAGGGAGUUUUAUCAUCCUCAUGCAUUUGUUUUUGAUGAAGUAAAGGUUGACACAGCCAAAACAGUACUAUUGUAUGGUUUAUCCCAUCUAGACUUUAAUAUUUCUUUAGAUAUCCCUCAUCAAACACCCAUAAAGAAUGUCCAGAAACAAGAAUAUACAGCAUCUGUGGCAGCUCUGAUUCCAGACAAGUCUCUCACAACAAAUGGCUAUCACUCCUCCUACUCCUCACCUAUGACAUACCCUGAAAGCCUCUCGCAAUCGCCUCACAACAGCUUAACAAAGUCCAAGAAGAAAAAGAAGAAAAUUAAGUCAUCAGUAGCUGAGAUAGCUGACAGCUUAGAUGAAAGUGAUGGCAGCAGACUUACAUCAGUGGAGCGGUACAUGUCGUCAUCAAUGACUGACUCUAAAAAUGACCUUCAAAACGAUUCUCUUCAUGACGUAGAUACUAAUAUGGAGUCGCUCUCUAACAUUCGAUUAGCACGGACUGUUUCUGUUGGGUUUGAGGCCACGAAAAACAAAGAAACAUAUGAGACUAGGAAUAUAAAAAGUUCGAGCUCUCUAGAAGAUAUAAAUGACGUCAAAGAAAGCAAAGAUACAGAAAGCUUGCAAAAUGCGUUAGAUAAUUUAUGUUUAGAACCAGAUGGUGCGGCGUUAGGCGAUGUUCAGCAAAACAAAGGAAAACAAAGCAAACUUGAUAAUAUUUUAGAUGAGAAAGUCGUAAUAGGGAAAGAAAGUUAUUUGAACCAGGAAGAAUUGUCUGAAAAUAUAACAAACUUGGAAGAUAAAGAUUCUGCGGUAGAAAAUGAGACUCUCAACAAUUUAAGCGACUUUUCUGGGAAAACUGAGGAAUUGCAUGGAAAUAUGGUGACAGAAACGUCUGAUAACAGCACAAUAAAGAGUACUCGAAUUGAAGAAGAAAUAUUAUGCGAAAAAGAUGUUGAAGAUGUAUCAACACCUUGUGAUCAAUCUGUAGUAGAUGAAGAACAAAUGUCCGAAAUUUCAGAGAAAGGAAAAAACAAUCUUGAAACUGUAUUGGAGGAGAUAAAAGAUGAAGUUGAAUAUAAAGUAUCUUGUGCACGGUAUGAGUUUGGUACUCCUAUUGAAACAUCUUUUGACGAUGACACAGAGCAAAAUAAAAAUCAUCUUAGUCCAGAAGAGGACGAGGAUCUGAACUUUGUACCAGGAAUACAUAAAGUUGAUGACUGGCGCUCUCAAAGCAGUAGCAUUAAUAGUUUUACAGGUUCUGGUUCAUUUUCACAUACAAAACCGGUUGUAGAGAAAGUGCAAAGAACGUCGACUAUGGAUUCAAUUAAGUCUUCUUCGGUGAGUGGCAGCGUGCAGAAUGAUUUAUGGAGGUUUGUGGAUGAUGAGGUUGAGAGGAGAAAGGACUCCAGGGCUGAUGACAUGAGUGUUGCUACAGAAGACAGUUUCAGUGAUCUUGGAAUAUUUGAAGAACUUCUUGGAAUGGAAGAGGAUCACUUUUCUACUCCAGAUAAUUUUAUGGGUUUCUCGACAUCAGAAGAACUUGAACACGCUAUUCGUUCAUGUAAAGACAUGAUUAGAGCAGCUACACCUAACUCAAUGGAAAGGAGACAACUUGUAGAGAGAUUGAUCCAACUGAGAGUCAAGCUACAAGAAAACAAGGAAGAAUCGACGUUUGUCAAAAUACCUGACGCCAAGAAGAUCUUAGGCCAUCAGUUCGUCAAAGAACAAGGGGCUCGUACUACUGACAGUCGCCUGUGUGACCGCUGUGGUAAAUGGAUAUGGACCAUGUGGCAAUCGUUAUUUAUAUGUAAAGCUUGUUCAUUUUGUUCUCACCGUAAAUGUCUGGAGCUGAUCAGAAGACCGUGUGCCAGUCGUAAGGUGUCAGUCGCGACGUACAAUUUGAACAUUUCUCCUGAAGGCGGUCUAAACGCGCAACAGUACAAGUGUGUGGAAUGCCGUAAAAGAAUAUCAUUAAACA
Molecule: messenger RNA, 2793 nt
Organism: Actinia tenebrosa (Australian red waratah sea anemone)
Lineage: Eukaryota; Metazoa; Cnidaria; Anthozoa; Actiniaria; Actiniidae
Source: RefSeq, a predicted model, not a curated record